AUGACAUUAGAAAGAAUACUGAAGGACCUGGGAACUGGCUUCCUGAGUUUGGAGAGGGGAUUUGUCUUUGGCCCCCAGGGGCAACUACUUCGGAGGAACAUCGAGGAGCUUUGGUACAGGUACUGCGUCGUUCAACCAUCUUAUAAUGUCUUCCUGUCAGCUCCAGACAGGAUUUCCGAGACUUUGGAGACCUUGCAAAGAGUAGGGGCUCUGUACAAGCCGUUUGGAAUGGCUGUUCUGGAGGAGUCGAAGGUUGGUUGGAAUGGUAAUGUCAUCUCCGAGAACUGUAAGCUGCCCUCCCACAGGGUGGGGAAGGUGACGGUGGUGACGGAGGCCGCUGAAGGAAAGGACUUGUAUCACAGGAAACAGAGGGAGAGGAAGGUCUGGUGGAGGAAGUUUUCUAGAGAACCAAAGAGAUUUCAGUUAACAGAGGCCAAAAGGAUCAACAAGAAUAAGGAAGUCAUCGAGAUCGAGGCCCAGUUUUCAUUUGGAGGAGUUGUGGUGGAGACUAUCUGCCAUCAGCAGGAUGUUAAGAAGAUUUUUAAAGAGCAAAAUGAAAUUGAAAACUCACUGGGAGAUGUCCACAUAGUUGAACACAUGACAUCACUAGACUGGGCUUGUCUAACUUUUCUCUGCGACGCCUACACUCCCUCUGAUACCCACACUCCCUGCCAGUUGAAACUUCACCCUAAGUUCUCCCCCUACAAGGUGGGAUUUCAAAUUCUUCCCUCUGAUGAUCCAGACUCCAAAUCUCAGGAAAAGUCUCGCCUGCUUCUCUACCUGAACACUCUCCUGAAGGCAGAAGGAAUCGAGACAGUGGUGGCAACGAGUGAAAAAGGAAUGGAGACUCUCCAGGUUCCUCUGAUUGUCGUCGUAGACGACAUGACUCUUCAGAAUGGGCUCAUCAGGGUCUGGAGCCAGCUGACAACCCUCCACGAGACAAUCCAUAUGACAGACCUGAUAAAAUAUGUGUCAUCUCGAUGCAGAUAAUAAAAAACACAAUUACGUUGUAGUCAUUGUUUUAAUUACUUUCAAUAAAAAUAGAACAACUUAAA
Molecule: messenger RNA, 1055 nt
Organism: Diachasmimorpha longicaudata
Lineage: Eukaryota; Metazoa; Arthropoda; Insecta; Hymenoptera; Braconidae
Gene: DNApol-gamma35
Product: DNA polymerase subunit gamma-2, mitochondrial
Exons: 2
Coding region: 1-990 (329 amino acids)
Source: RefSeq, a predicted model, not a curated record